UUAAAAGGAGUAAGUAGCUGAUUGUGAGUUUGAAGAUUAUCGGAUCCGUCUGAAAGGAGUAAGUAGCAUCUUCUUCGCUAAUUCGGAGCAAUAUUUUGCAGGAGGUUUUUUAGCUUUGAGGAAUGGAGAAUGAAUGUCAAAUAAAGGGGCCAUUGGUAGAAGAAUUAACUUUUCUUGAAGGUUCAGCUCCCUUCAAUAGUUGUCAUGCUUCUACCAUUGUUGAGGUUGAUAAAGAUCAUUUUUUGAUUGCAUAUUUUGGGGGUACAUCAGAAGGGGCACCUGAUGUCAAAAUAUGGUUGCAGACUUACAAAAAUGGAAUAUGGCAAUCACCAGUAAUUGCUGAUGAACAACCAAAUGUUCCUAUGUGGAAUCCUGUGCUAUUCAAACUUCCGUCAGACGAACUGCUUCUAUUUUACAAGAUAGGCCAAGAAGUUCAAAAAUGGAGUGGAUUUGUCAAACGAUCACAUGAUAAAGGCGUUACUUGGACAGAAAGAGAACAACUUCCUCCUGGUAUAUUAGGACCUAUAAAGAAUAAGCCCAUUUUGCUAGAUAAUGACCGUUUAAUUUGUGGAUCGUCUGUUGAAAGCUGGAACUCCUGGGGCGCCUGGGUUGAGGUCACGACAGAUUUUGGCAAGUCAUGGAGCAAGCAUGGCCCAAUUUACAUUGAAAAUGAACCUCUAAGUGUGAUUCAACCAGUACCUUAUCAGACUGCAGACGGGAAAUUAUGUGUCUUACUACGAUCCUUCGAUGGCAUUGGUAGAGUAUGUAUUUCAGAAUCAUCCGAUGGUGGCCAGACUUGGGGAUAUGCAAAACCUACUCAGCUCCCUAACCCAAAUUCAGGUAUUGAUGGGGUUAAGCUGACAGAUGGCCGUAUAUUGCUUGUUUAUAAUACUACAUCAAGGGGUGUGCUUAAAGUUGCACUGUCUAAUGAUGAUGGUGAUUCCUGGUAUGAGGCUCUCACAUUGGAGGAUUCAUCUGGAAUGGAAUUCUCGUACCCUGCUGUUAUUCAAGCUAGUGAUGGACUAAUACAUAUUACCUAUACAUAUAAAAGGACACAAAUUAAGCAUGUUAUUCUUGGGCCAAAUUGAUGUGGAAUAAGUUGUUUCAAAUAAGCAGAAACAAGUAAUCUUGUCUGUCUCCCAAUGAUAUUACUUUUUAUUUCAUCAGUAUUUUAACUAAUGAUCAAGAACUAUUUUUAUGUCAUUGUUUAUGGCACUUUAUGAAAUUGGAUCUGCUUUGGACCAUAA
Molecule: messenger RNA, 1247 nt
Organism: Trifolium pratense (red clover)
Lineage: Eukaryota; Viridiplantae; Streptophyta; Magnoliopsida; Fabales; Fabaceae
Exons: 9
Coding region: 123-1088 (321 amino acids)
Source: RefSeq, a predicted model, not a curated record